Molecule: messenger RNA, 1725 nt
Organism: Hipposideros armiger (great roundleaf bat)
Lineage: Eukaryota; Metazoa; Chordata; Mammalia; Chiroptera; Hipposideridae
Gene: UBE2L6
Product: ubiquitin conjugating enzyme E2 L6
Exons: 4
Coding region: 160-1011 (283 amino acids)
Source: RefSeq, a predicted model, not a curated record
GGUGGGAAGGGGGAGUCUUAGGGCGGCGGACUGAUGGUGGAGGCCACCGAACGAGCUGUCGGGAACCGUCUUUGCAUAGCCAGCAUCCUGUAUUGACGUAGGGAGACUGUGUGUUUGGGGCGGCGGCGAGAUUGGGGUCCCCAGGCACGGCGUCCGGCGAUGGAGCUGCAACCACCGGAUGGGCGGACCCCAGGCCCGCGCCCCCCGAGCGCUCACAUCCUGGUGCACAGCGCCCCCCAGUGGGAUACGGGGAUCUGGCCACGCCGUGCGCUCCUACGCCAGCCGGGUCCUCGGACAAAGGGCGCGAGUUCCGGGGACCCGAGCCCAUUGCGCCGCGGACCGAGCCGGACCGGGAGGCUCCUGCCCUCGGCGGCUUCCCAGCGUCAGUCAAGGAGGCGCGGAGCAGGUCCUUACGGCCCCGACGUGCGCACUGGUGAUUGGGGCGCGGGCGGGGCUCCCGGAGGUGGGGACCCGGGGGCGGGGCGCCACCAAGCCGCAGGCAGGUGCACAGUCUCGCUGGAAUCGCCGGGUCGCACACUCCAUCCCGAGAUGACGGCGAGCAAGCGGGUGGCUAAGGAGCUGGAGGAGCUGCAGGAGAAGCUUCCACGGUACCUGCAGAACCUGGACAGCGAUGACGCCAACGUCCUGGUGUGGCGUGUACUCUUCCUGCCCGAGAAGCCGCCCUACAACCUCAAGGCCUUCAACCUGUGCAUCAGCUUCCCCGGGGACUACCCACUAAAGCCCCCCACGGUGACGUUCACAACCAAGAUCUACCACCCCAACGUGGACAGUGACGGCCAGGUUUGCCUGCCCAUCAUCAGCAAGAACAACUGGGAGCCGCACUACAGGACCUACCAAGUCUUGGAUGCCCUCAGCAAGCUGGUGAAUAGUCCGGAUCUGGAGCAGCCCGUGCGUGUGGAGCUUGCUGACCUACUGACACAGGACCCGGAGCUGUUCUACAAGAAGGCGGAAGAGUUCACCCUCCAGUAUGGAGAGAACCGGCCCUCCUAACUCUGAUUCUGCCCCUCUGCACCGGACCCUCUCUGUGUGAUGGACAGAUACACCUCAUGAACUGGGGACUAGAGCUCCUUGGUGGCCCAUUCCCUGAUCUUUUUUCCUUUUUUUUUUUCCUUCUCAGGUUUGUUAGUUGUGUGUGUGUGUGGUGUGUGUGGACCUACUUCCAGGUUCACCUGGCCACAGGUGUGCUUUCUCACUCCCUUUCUCUGCCCCAGACCCAGGCAGUUUAGGUUUGCAGAGUCACAGGCCAGCUCUCCAGCGCUCUGUCAUGGGGAUCCUGGUCUCACUAGCUGCUCCAUGUUAGAGACCCAGGUCACCUUCCAGGCCAGCUCACAGAAAUGAGGCCAGGAGCAACCGGAAUGUCCUGGAACCCAGGCAUGGAGGCAGAGGUGGGCGGUGGGGGUGGGAGGCAGGGCACAGGGAGGGAGUCACGAUUGGGUGAUUGAAAUCAGCCAAGCUGCUGAUAGAUGUGUAUCAAUUUAGGUGCGAAAUCUCUCUUUUCUACUAGUGAAUCACUAAGUGACGAAUCUGAUCUCCAUUCUGGGAAUCUCACUCCAUGGUUUCAAGACCACCUACAGUCCCAUUAGGUUGCGUCUUCCUGGGGGCCAGGCUUCAGGCUGGGAGGAGUGUCCUCGCAGCUUCUAGUCCAUGGGGAGUCAUGGAAAUCAUGUGUUUGUCCAGCCAUUAAAGUCACAGAUGAAUCGUGGA